AUGAAGUGCGUACUCCUUGGAGCAACCCGCGGCUGUGGGCUCGAAACCCUGCUCAAUCUCCAUAGAGCUGGUCACGAAUGCUACAUACUAGCUAGGAACUCGACCGCCGUGACGGAAACCCUCUCGGCGCAAAGCGUGCCCGCGAACUCACCCUUGCUUCACAUCAUCCAGGGUGAUGCGUUUGAAGCGGACGAUGUGCGAAAGUUAUUUGCGGCAGCUGGAGAGGUGGAGUUCGUCAUGUUCAGUUUGGGUAACCUCCUCCCACACCCCACUCCCCCUCGAAAGGAAACUGGUAGCGAUGCUAACCCGAAACCCUUCCCCACUCCAGGCGGCCGCCCCUCGUUCCAGAACCCUCUCUCACCGAAGCUGGUCCCGCCGCAUAUAUGUACCCGCUCGAUACAGGUAUUCCUCCCAGUAUUCACUGAGUUUUACCCCACACCGGCGACUCAGCCCCGGCUCGUCGUCAUCUCUUCCAACGGUCUGGGCCCGCAGGGACAUGGCGACCUCCCACUUGCGUUGAAACCCCUCUACGGCUGGCUGCUGAAGGAGCCGCACCAGGACAAGGAGGAGAUGGAGAGGGAGUUGCAUGUUGCGGCCGGUAUCCACCAUGUGGAUUUUAAUCCUGCUGGGAAGGACGAAGGGAAGUUGGGCAAUGUGGUUAUUGUGCGGCCAGCAUUGUUAACUGAUGGGGUUUCUAAGGGGGAGGAGGGCGCGGUUAGGGCUGGAGAGAGGCUGGAGAGGUGUUGGACGGUAAGUAGGAAGGAUGUUGGUUGGUUUGUUGUCGGGGAGUGUUUGACUGGGGAUAAGUGGAUGAAUAAGGGUGUUACGGUUGGAUAU
This is a messenger RNA of Tuber aestivum (summer truffle), 837 nucleotides long. The record is from the annotation of a GenBank genome assembly. Lineage: Eukaryota; Fungi; Ascomycota; Pezizomycetes; Pezizales; Tuberaceae.